GGGAUGUGACGCCUCGGGCCGCGGUGCAUUGUGGGCGGGUGUCUGACAGCUCUGCUAGUCUUUCCAGUUCAUGCAGGAACCUGAGCACAGAGUCAGACAGUAGACAUAUUGCUGAGAGAUUCGCAUAGCACAUAAUCAAGAUGUCAAGCAGAGGUGGAAAAAAGAAGACCACCAAGACCUCAAGGUCUGCAAAGGCAGGCGUCAUCUUCCCAGUGGGAAGAAUGCUGCGUUACAUUAAGAAAGGACACCCUAAAUACAGAAUCGGAGUUGGUGCGCCUGUUUAUAUGGCUGCUGUGCUGGAGUAUCUAACUGCUGAAAUACUGGAAUUGGCUGGAAAUGCUGCUAGAGAUAAUAAAAAGGGAAGAGUCACCCCUAGGCACAUUCUGCUUGCAAUAGCCAAUGAUGAAGAACUGAAUCAACUGCUAAAAGGCGUCACAAUAGCAAGUGGUGGUGUAUUACCAAAUAUUCACCCUGAGCUGUUGGCAAAGAAGCGGGGAACCAAAGGAAAACUGGAAGCAAUUAUCACACCACCACCAGCUAAAAAAAACAAAACCACCUCACCAAAGAAGUCAACGGCAAAGAAGCCAGGUGCAAAAAAGGGGGUGAGGAAAUCCAAGAAAAAGCAAGGAGAAGCCAGUAAAGCGGCAAGUGCCGACAGCACAACCGAAGGAACCCCAGCCGAUGGAUUCACAAUCCUUUCUACCAAAAGUCUCUUCCUUGGACAAAAGCUGAACCUUAUUCACAGUGAGAUCAGUAAUUUAGCCGGAUUUGAGGUGGAGGCUGUUAUCAACCCUACCAAUGCUGACAUUGACCUUAAAGACGAUAUAGGCAGUGCUUUAGAGAAGAAAGGAGGGAAAGAGUUCAUGGAAGCUGUCACUGAACUGAAGAAAAAGAAUGGACCUUUAGAUAUAGCUGGAGCCGCAGUGAGCUCGGGUCAUGGAUUACCUGCAAAGUUUGUUAUCCAUUGCAACAGCCCAAGCUGGGGCUCUGAUAAGUGUGAAGAACUGCUGGAAAAGACAGUGAAGAACUGCUUGGCAUUGGCAGAUGAGAAAAAAAUCAAAUCAAUUGCGUUCCCUUCAAUUGGCAGUGGAAGAAAUGGCUUCCCGAAGCAGACCGCCGCGCAGGUUAUCCUGAAAGCGAUUUCCAACUACUUUGUGUCUACAAUGUCCUCUUCAAUCAAGACUGUGUAUUUUGUGCUUUUUGACAGUGAAAGCAUAGGCAUAUACGUUCAGGAAAUGGCAAAGCUAGAUGCCAACUAAGCCUUUGAAUCCAGCAAACCCCCUCCCACUCAACUCCACUCUAAAAAUACUGCAUUUAGCCCUUUUUGCAAGACUACACCAUGGUGUGAAAAUAUGCUCAUUUGGGAGACCAAGGAUUCCACUUGACCUUUUCAAAAAUGUGUUCCUUUGGCACGGAUAGCUGGCAUUACGUUUUUUGAUGCACUAUAUCUGCGGCGUUGUUGUUUUGGAGAUUUUCAUUGUUUUAUUUUACUGAGGUAUGAAGUUAUACAGAUUGUAGUCAGGAGUAUAUUGUAUUUUGUAUGUGGAUGGCACGGAGGAACUAUUUUGUAACUGUGUUGUGGUGCUUUUACUGUAUAGAAUGUGGUGGUCUAUUUUUUGUAUUUUGUAAAGAGAGAUAUUCACAUUGUGUCUGAUAUCUUACAGUCCCUUAUUUAAACACAAAGCUGUCUUUCUGUUUAUUUUAUGGUAGCCUGAUUGAAUCAGCUUUCUAAGUAACCUCAAACGAAUGAAGAAAUGUCCGUAAUUCUGCACCAUUAGCUCAUUAGGGAUAUUUUACAAGCACAAGUAAACUGAAUCUAGGAAGUUAGUGCACUGUUUCAGGACCUAGCACUUAAUGAUGCCAUCUGUUAUUUAAAAAAAGGUAGUAAAACAGACGGUUGUACUUAAGGGGACAUUACCAUGGAAAAAAUAGAUAUUCUGUGCAUUGAAAAUAUCAUGAAUUUGCUAAAUAAAUGUUGUUUAUUCCCUCUU
This is a messenger RNA of Bufo gargarizans (Asiatic toad), 1991 nucleotides long. RefSeq names its product core histone macro-H2A.1. NCBI's taxonomy places the organism in Eukaryota, Metazoa, Chordata, Amphibia, Anura, Bufonidae. The coding region runs from base 141 to 1259 and encodes 372 amino acids. The transcript has 9 exons. Gene Ontology annotation, cellular component: nucleosome. The record is from RefSeq and is a predicted model, not a curated record. Gene Ontology annotation, biological process: nucleosome assembly. Gene Ontology annotation, molecular function: protein heterodimerization activity; DNA binding; structural constituent of chromatin.